Molecule: messenger RNA, 702 nt
Organism: Echinococcus granulosus
Lineage: Eukaryota; Metazoa; Platyhelminthes; Cestoda; Cyclophyllidea; Taeniidae
Exons: 6
Coding region: 1-702 (233 amino acids)
Source: RefSeq, a predicted model, not a curated record
AUGAAUGAAGUUUCUUGGCAUUUCAUUUAUGGCCAGGAAAAUGAUAGGCCUCAAGAUGCAGCGCAAGCAGCAGUUUUUGGUAUAGUUCUUCUUAAUGAAUUUGUCUGUUAUCUGGAAGUCAAUCAAAUGCAACGCAUAUGCUUCGCUGUAAAAAGAAGGGCACAAGUGGCUUUCCGAAGAUCUAGUAGCAGAAAAUUGGAUUUAAUAGAGAAUUGUUCCAUUCUUUACAUUAUAUCUACUCUUUCUUGCAGUUUGAAUACCAAUUUUUCAAACAUAUUUUGGAAUGAAAAUUCAGUCAAUUUUGGGAAAACAGUUGAACAAAUUUGUAGAAAAAUGCUCAUGUCCUGGCAAACUUGUCACAGCCCAUCAAAUGCUGGAUUGAUUGAGAGAAAUGUUACUAAAAUGGUUGCUAUUUUAACACUAUUUUGGUUUUCUGCACAAGUUUCCUUUGACCUAAAAGGUUGCUUAAAUUUAAGAUUUCUCUUUAACAAAUGGUUUACAGAAGAAAAGAUGGGAUGGGUACAAGCCCAGAUUGCGCAUAAGAUCCACUGGUACUUUUUAACUACAGAAGACGUUCGUAUUAAGAGCUUCAAACUGCCUUCAUUAAAAAAAAAAACUUUUAAAACUAUUUCUCUGAUCAUUGACGAUGUUUUAGAGGCAUCCGCACUUUGUAUACGAGUUGCUUCACACUUAAUUUGCUAA